This is a messenger RNA of Oikopleura dioica, 1587 nucleotides long. NCBI's taxonomy places the organism in Eukaryota, Metazoa, Chordata, Appendicularia, Copelata, Oikopleuridae. The record is from the annotation of a GenBank genome assembly.
AUGUGGAACUUGUUCGCCGCAGUUUUUGUUCUUGCGGCGGAAGCAGAAAAGUAUGGACAGUUCAAGGGCAAUUUCGUCAAGAAAGAGCCUCAGAGAUCGAACAAAUUAAGAAGAAUGGUGAACAGACGAAUCAGAAAAUACCCGAUAGAAAUGGUUGAUCCAAAGAAAGAAACACCCCUUCAAAGAAUCAACGACGAUCUGUUUUUGACGCCCUUCCAAGUUGAAAAGAUCUCGCAAAUGACAAGAACAAGCGCGGCUAGCUGGAGAACGGAUUUUUCCGCGGUCGGUAGAAUGGAUCUUCGAGGCGCUGCCACGAUUGCACCUCGAUGGAAUAUCACGAAUUCGAAUGGACAGACUAUCGUUCCUUUUCGCUUUAACGAAAACUUUCCGCAAAGAUGGAGAUCCUACGUUGUUGACUCGAUUCAAAGCGUGUCUUCAUACAUUCAAGGUUGCAUUUUAUUCGAAGACGAUACAGAGAACAAGAAAUACCACGACAAUUUCAUUGAGAUCACGUGUGCCAAUCCUCAAACAGGUGGUUUCAAUCAAGGCUGCUGGUCAAGCCUUGGAAUGGUCGGAGGAGCGCAACGAAUGUCACUUGAAACUCCAGACUGCAGCACAAACAGAGACCCGAAAUUCAGAGCUUGUAUGAAUAAAGGUACCAUUCAACACGAGUUCAUGCACGCCCUUGGAUUCCUCCACGAACACAUGAGACCUGAUAGAGACGAAUAUGUAAGAAUUCAUGAGCAGAAUGUGUUUCCUGGAAUGGAGCCACAGUUCGCGAAAAUUCAAGGAAUCGAAUACCAAUUUAUGGAUUUACAAACGCCCUACGACACUCGAUCCGUCAUGCAGUAUCCCUUCCAUGUGUUCUCGAUGAACCACAAAGACACGAUCACGCCGCGCGGCGGAAAGGACAAAUUCGAGCUUGGCAACUUCGAAAUGAUGACAUCUAUCGACGCUCUUGAAGUGUACAACAUGUACAGCUGCAAAAAGUUUGGCGAGUUCAGCAGAGAUUCAUGUCGAAAUGGGCGACCCUUGCUCUACGGAAGAAGAUGCGACCAGUUCAUUGAGUGCUCAGACAAAUCGGACGAGGGUGCCCAAUGUCUUCAGGAGUACGGCUGCUGUACGGGCUCCUUCCAAGUCUCUUUCCGUGGCGUCAAAAAUGUUUAUUUCACUUAUGCUGGCUUCGACGAAACAACGAAUCGUCCCUACUAUGUCGGUGGCCCCUGGCCAGAGUCCCAGCGAUUCGUCAUUUUCUACGGCUACUAUGUUGGAAGAGAAAGCAGAAAUUGUGGAGAUAUGCGAGGCAUUGGCCACUGGAUGAUUGGACAUGGAAGCAAACCUUGGAGCUGCGAGAAGAUCGCCGGUAACUUGAAAAACUUGUUGGAAAUCGUCGAGUCGGAGGAUCAAUGCGCCGAUGAUAUGCCUUUUAUUUCGGAUAAAUUUUGCGUGAACCCGGAAGAAAUUACUACGCAAUUUGUUCCGUUUGUUGAAACAACGCUUCCUGAGACAACUUCUACAACUACAACGACUUCUACUGCCGAAGAGACAACAUCAACAACUUGGUCAACGACAACAAGAGGAACUUAA